AUGGAUGCAGGAUCUUUGAGUUCCCCAGCAAUCAAGUCCCGAUCACGCUGUCCUCUUCAAGAACAAUUUCUUCAGAGAAAAAGUUCCCGAGAGAAUUUGGACAGAUUCAUACCAAAUAGAUCAGCAAUGGAUUUCGAUUAUGCUCACUACAUGUUGACAGAAGGGGCUAAAGGUAAGGAAAAUCCAGUUGCGUGCUCCCCUUCUAGAGAAGCUUACAGGAAGCAACUUGCAGAAUCCUUAAACAUGAACAGAACCAGAAUACUAGCUUUCAAGAACAAGCCACCUACGCCAGUUGAUUUGAUUCCUCAUGAGAUUACUUCAAAUCAUCAACACGAUAAAAUCGCCAAGCCUAAGCGAGUUAUUCCUCAGACUUCUGAGAGGACAUUAGAUGCACCAGACCUUGUGGAUGACUAUUACCUCAAUUUAUUGGAUUGGGGAAGUGCCAAUGUUCUUGCAAUAGCACUUGGAAACACAGUGUAUUUGUGGGACGCAUCAAACGGUUCCACUUCAGAACUCAUGACUGUCGAGGAUGAAGACGGCCCUGUCACAUCUGUGAGUUGGGCUCCUGAUGGGCGUCAUAUUGCUGUUGGUUUAAACAACUCUGAAGUGCAGCUAUGGGAUACAGCUUCCGAUAAGCAGUUGAGAACAUUGAGAGGUGGACAUAGGCAGCGUGUUGGGUCAUUGGCAUGGAACAACCACAUACUCACAACUGGAGGAAUGGAUGGUAGAAUUCUAAACAAUGACGUACGAGUUAGAUCACCCAUUGUUGAUACAUACAGAGGGCAUGAACAAGAAGUUUGUGGGUUGAAAUGGUCGGCUUCAGGUCAACAAUUAGCCAGUGGAGGAAAUGAUAAUCUACUUUAUAUCUGGGACAGAGGUACAGCAUCUUCUGCUUCCCCAACACAGUGGCUUCACAGGCUUGAAGAUCAUACAUCUGCAGUCAAGGCACUUGCUUGGUGUCCUUUCCAAGGGAAUUUGCUAGCUACCGGUGGAGGCAGUGGAGACAGAAGCAUCAAGUUUUGGAAUACACAUACAGGUGCAUGCUUGAAUUCAGUUGACACUGGGUCUCAGGUGUGUUCCCUCUUGUGGAACAAGAAUGAAAGGGAGUUACUCAGCUCCCAUGGUUUUACACAGAAUCAGCUAACACUUUGGAAAUAUCCUUCCAUGGUGAAGAUGGCAGAGCUGAAUGGUCACACUUCAAGAGUCCUUUAUAUGACACAGAGCCCAGAUGGUUGCACAGUGGCAACAGCUGCUGCGGAUGAAACAUUGAGGUUUUGGAAUGCUUUUGGCACUCCAGAAGUAGUUGCCAAAGCUGCACCAAAAGCUAGAGAGCCAUUUUCGCAUCUGAAUCGUAUUCGAUAA
Molecule: messenger RNA, 1362 nt
Organism: Lathyrus sativus (Indian pea)
Lineage: Eukaryota; Viridiplantae; Streptophyta; Magnoliopsida; Fabales; Fabaceae
Source: the annotation of a GenBank genome assembly